Molecule: messenger RNA, 5045 nt
Organism: Puntigrus tetrazona (Sumatra barb)
Lineage: Eukaryota; Metazoa; Chordata; Actinopteri; Cypriniformes; Cyprinidae
Gene: tcf12
Product: transcription factor 12
Exons: 21
Coding region: 226-2388 (720 amino acids)
Biological process (GO): regulation of transcription by RNA polymerase II
Cellular component (GO): transcription regulator complex
Molecular function (GO): DNA-binding transcription factor activity, RNA polymerase II-specific; RNA polymerase II cis-regulatory region sequence-specific DNA binding; protein dimerization activity
Source: RefSeq, a predicted model, not a curated record
CGAUUUCAGACGUCAUCGUCGCGCUUCGGUCAUCGCCAAGCAAAAAUGUCUGCCUAAGGGAAACUCGCAAGUUACAUAGUGGAUAUUUGCAAUAUACAAUCGCAAAAGAUACCGAUUUCAUUAAAUUCCCGACGCGAAACCGAGACAGCCACGCCGUCACUGGCACACCCGAUCGCCCUAGUUGGAUUUCUGACAACAAAACAGAUUUAGAAAAGGAUCGUGAGGAUGAACCCUCAGCAGCGGAUUGCCGCUAUCGGGACGGAUAAGGAGCUGAGCGAUCUGCUGGAUUUCAGCGCGAUGUUUUCUCCACCUGUAAACAGUGGGAAAAACAGGCCGACCACUCUCGGAAGCAGUCAGUUCACCGCAUCAGGUAUGGAUGAGAGGACAAGCCAAGCAUCAUGGGCCUCAGGUGGCCAGUCCAGCCCGUCCUACGAGUCCUCCAGGGGGUUUGGAGGCAGCGCUCAUUAUGCUGAUCACUUGAGUGACAGUCGAUUAGUGUCCCAUGAAGGAUUGUCCCCAACACCUUUCAUGAGCUCCAACAUAAUGGGCAAGUCUGAGAGGCCUCCGUUCUCUGGUUAUGGAAGAGAGCCAGGCGUCUCUGGAUGCCAGUCUAGUCUGAGGUCGGACAUAGGGCUAGCAAGCCCAGGGCCCGUCACCACCUCUGGAAAGUCUCCUACUCCGUUCUACUCGUAUACUGGCCCCAAUCCACGAAGACGCUCCCUUCAGGACUCUGCUUCACUAGAUCCUCUGCAAACAAAGAAAGUGCGCAAGCCCCCUCCUGGCCUGCCUACAUCUGUGUAUGCACCAUCUCCCAGCUCAGAUGACUUCAACAGAGACUCUCCAUCUUACCCGUCCCCCAAACCCCCCAGCAGUAUGUUUGCAAGCACUUUCUUCGAUGGGACCCACAAUUCCUCUGACCCAUGGAACUCGUCCAGUGGGAUCAGCCAGCCAGGCUAUGGGGGAAUGCUGGGAGGAUCUUCAUCUCACAUGCCACAGUCUGGAAACUACAGCAACCUGCACUCACACGAGCGCCUGAACUACCCGCCACACUCGGUGUCACCCACCGACAUCAACGCUAGCCUGCCACCCAUGUCCAGCUUCCACCGUGGCAGUGCCAGCACCUCACCCUUCGUCACCGCAUCUCACACCCCACCAGUCAACACCGCAGAGGGAGUCAUGGCUGCUGCCAACCGAGGGAAUGCCACUGGAAGCUCUCAGACUGGAGACGCACUAGGAAAAGCCCUGGCUUCGAUUUAUUCUCCUGACCACACCAGCAGUAGUUUCCCUUCAAACCCCUCCACUCCAGUGGGCUCUCCCUCUCCUCUGACGGCUCAGGCUGGCGCUGGCACAGCAGGUACAGUGGUGACGGCCAGCGGCCCCACAGGAAGGGCAGGUACAACUCAGUGGCCCCGUGCGACUGGACAGGCGCCUUCCUCCCCAAACUACGAGAACUCCCUUCACUCUCUGAAAAAUCGUGUGCACCAGCAGCUUCAUGAGCAUCUGCAGGAUGCCAUGUCCUUCUUAAAGGAUGUCUGCGAGUCUCGGAUGGAGGACCGGCUGGACAGGCUGGACGAUGCAAUCCACGUCCUGCGGAAUCACGCCGUGGGCUCCACCGCCGCACUGUCCAGCGACAUCCACAGCCUGUUAGGACAAGCGCACAACGGGCCAAUCUCAGCCAUCGGCACCAAUUUCCCCGCUUCUGGAUUGGUCACCAACCGAACAGCACAAAUGGGCUCUGUUCACCGUGAAGAGACCGUCAGCCUGAACAACAACCACGGCGGCCUGCAGGCCAGCGCCGGUCCCACCUCUAGCUCGGAGCUCAACCACCAGGCAGACACAUUCAGAGGAAUCGCUAGUGCUCUGGCCAGCCAAGUUGCUCCUGCUCUGGACCUGAAGGUCGAGAAUCAAGAAAAGGAUGACAUGCAUGAUAACCAGUCCUCUGACGACCUCAAAUCAGACGACGAGAGUGAUAAAAGAGAUAUGAAGCAGAAUCGGGGAAGCACUCGACCAAGCAGUAUCAAUGAAGAUGAGGACCUGAACCCCGAGCAGAAGGCAGAGCGUGAGCGAGAGAGGAGGAUGGCCAACAACGCCCGUGAGAGGCUGCGAGUCCGGGACAUCAACGAGGCGUUCAAAGAGCUGGGCCGCAUGUGUCAGCUGCACUUGAAGAGCGAGAAGCCCCAGACCAAACUGCUCAUUCUUCACCAGGCCGUCGCUGUCAUUCUCAGCCUCGAACAGCAAGUCAGAGAGAGGAACCUAAACCCCAAAGCAGCCUGCCUUAAGAGGAGGGAGGAGGAGAAGGUGUCAGGGGUUUCAGGUGACCCCCAACAAGCCCACCCGCCUGUGCACCCGGGCCUCACAGACACAUCCAACCCCAUGGGCCAUCUGUGAACAGCCAGAUCAAAUGGAUCCCGAUGGCGUGUGUUAGACAGAGUCGGUGACCUUGCUUUCCACGGGCGGACAGGACUCACAGUUUGUGACACAAAUUUGAAAAGACAGACCACUCGAAGCAAAAUUCCACCGUUAAGCAAUCCUGAGAUAGAAGAAAACUGGCAAGUGCCCAGCUCCCUGUGAAGACAUCCCAUAUCGAUAAGCAACUUUCUGCCCACCAGAGGAAAAAAAACAAAAACAAAAAUCAAGCAUAAAAGCCCCUCAGCACAUAUCGCUGUCUGCAAGCCGUGUGCCGCAGCUGUACAAUCAGAGACUGUCGCCACCCCCUCCACCCUGAACGUGGAAGUUGCCUUGUGCCUAAACUGAAUUGACGAAUGCAUUGUAACAGCAAUUUGUUCUUUUCUUCUCGAUUUUGUUUGUUUGUUUGUUUUUUUCCUAUUUAUUACGUUACUGAGCUGUAAGUCUGUGUUUAAAGGGAAAGUUCUGACAUUGCUAUGAGAAGCUGCUGGCGUUUCAGUAGAUCUGCAGUUUGUCCGUCACAUCGGAGUCGUGUGCUGUCCUCAGCCUCGCUCCCGUCCGCUCCAUCAGACUUAAUAUAUUCAGAUCAAAUUCCGUGCCCUCGCGAAAGAAUCUGACGGCUCCCUGUGUCUAAAAAGAAAAGGAGAAAGAAAUAAUAUAUUAUUUAUAUUUAUCGUACAUUCAUUCCGCAAAUAACAGCAUGAGAAACCAAAACUACCUAAUUCUUUCUGACGUUUGUCGAUAGUGUAGCUCAGAGUCCUCGUCACCGAGUUUUGACCGGAUUCCCCGUGUCGUGGAGACGAUGGCGGAACGGCAGACUCUGGCUUUACUGAAAGGUCAAAGGUCAAACACAAGCUGACAUGUUUAUACUCAUUAGUGAGCAGUACAGAUACGGAAAGCAGAACGUUAAACCCCAGCAUUCCCUGCAUUUUUCUUAGUGUCUUAAACGGGAAAGGGGACGCAGUCUCGUCCUCUCGAUUCCUUCGCCAUAUAGUGUUAAGGGUAAAGAGAAAGACGUAUUUCCGAUUCAGUUUGUUUGCGUUCAGACGCUACUUUAUUUGGUCGAAGAGCCGUGGUUAUGCCGAGGGCAUCAGUACUGAGGAAUCUCUGUUACACCGCGACACAUGGCACUGUUGGAAAAAAAAAAAAAGAGAAAGAAAAAAGAGUUGGAUUUAAAACGAAGACCAUUCAUUCACCUGGCCUGAAUUGAAGUUUUGUUUUACGUUCUUUUGUUUUUCUAAAACCAUUAACAGUUUAUAAAAAAAAAGAGAAAGAAAAAAAGAAAUACUCAAAGUAACCACGUUAUAUGUUUAUUUGUAAUUGUAUACAAAGCAUCUCUCUAGGCUUCAUAGUAAAGCGUAUAUUUGUCGUGUGAAAAUAGAAGGAUGUUCUAAGUUACUUAGAAUGGCUUUGUCUUUCCCCUCCAUGCAUUGAAGUACUUGAUACUUGAUCAGCAGAAUGUGAGCGCAAUGUCUGUUCGAAAAAAAAAAAAGAGAGAGAGAAGCUCUAUGAAUUCAAAUGCUGUGAAGCAUCAAAAUCAGCAAACAGUGGGAAUGAUGAACAAAGCCAGUUUGGAUCAGGAAUUUUUUUCUGCCAUUAUUUGUUUUCUUUGUAAAUCUGAAGAGAGCAGCAGUCACCGCUUUCGUUUUACAAUGUAUGAGUUUUUCUUUAAGACCAAAAAUCUCCUUUUCUGCCCUGUCUGUUUGUCUUCCAUGCGUUCACUCCACUGAAACAAGACUGCCACAUACUCACGUGAACCUCUCUCUCGAAUACCAAGAACAAAACUUAAGGAAAGGUUUCAGAAAAUCAGCGUUACUUUCCUUCUGUGUUCUUUCUCUUUCUUUGCUUUGUGAAGAGUUUCCUUCCUUAACAAAAUGAUCGUGAAAUCCACUAGUCUUUGUGGCCUUGUUAUACAUUUCAGUAUUCAAGAGCUUGUAUUUUUGCCGGCUGAAAAUUAAUCGAGGUUAUGAAUCAUCUCUUUAUCUGUUGUUUUGUUUUCCCUGUUUUUUCCCCCUGUUCCUUUUUCUCUGUGUUCUGUUUUUCCUCUGUUGGAUAUGUUAGAUUUUGCUGUAUGCCCUGAUGCUUUCCCUCAUAACGAAAAAAAAAUGUAUGAAAAGGAUAAAAAAAAAAAAAAAAAAAACAUUUGGCUUAUUUUUCACUAUAGUUAGUCUUUUAUACAAUAAUAUUGUAAGAACAUUUCUUGAAUUCUAAAUAUUACUCUUUCUAGAUUUUUGAAAUCAAAAGUUUUGAGUAAAAAGUUUCUUACUUUAUUUUACUAUAUUAGAUAGUAAAAAAAAAUGUACGGUUAUUUACCAUAACCUGUCCAUUAUUAUAAAAAAAAAAGAUUAUCGAUAGCAUCUUAAGAACAUAAGUAGGAUUGUAGCUCGCAGUCUAGUACGUAUGGGGUAUUGUACGAGCUCGAUGUUCCAGAGGAUGUGCUCUCCAUCUCUGUCUCCAGUCUGCAUUGUUGGUUGAUGAACGAUUUGUACCCAUGUCAAAAUUCAAGGUAUUGUCAAUGCACAUCAGAAAACCAGCAGUAAGAAGUCGAAUUCUUUUUUUUCUUUUUUUUCUGUCUCUGUAACAGAAAACACAAUAUGUAUAUAACAUUUAUGUAGCAAUAAAUGUGCCAUCUUUUUUAA